Molecule: messenger RNA, 5405 nt
Organism: Drosophila obscura
Lineage: Eukaryota; Metazoa; Arthropoda; Insecta; Diptera; Drosophilidae
Gene: nahoda
Exons: 11
Coding region: 795-4859 (1354 amino acids)
Source: RefSeq, a predicted model, not a curated record
GUUGGUGCGCUUCAGUCGGCUUUCUGUUUUGCUGUUAGUUUUGUUUCUCAGCUUUUCUUGUCGGUGUCGUCGGUUCAGUCGUUGCUGAAGCGUGGAUUAUUUCGAUUGUUGCGGUUGUUGUGCAAGUGCAAGGCAAGUCACGUACCCGUACCCGUACCUGCCGUUACAGUAAAUAAACCAACAAAAAUAUACAAAUCAAUGUAACAAAUAAUUUACCAUUGAUGCGGCGAUCGUUGAUUGAUUAACACAUCACUCACAUACACAAACACACACACACAUACACACUGCACUGUUCUGUGUGGGUGUGCAUCAUCAUCUGGCCAAAAAUAAACGUUUAUAAUAAUAAAAAGUGCCGCGCGAAUUUUAUCGUGUGUCGGAGUCCACCGCCAAACAAGUAAACCCACCCGCCACGGCCGCGCGUGCGUGUUGUAACUUUUGAUUAGCUUCGGAGUCGGAUCGGAUCUGAGGCUUCUUCCACUCCAGUGCACCUCCUUGGAACAUUGCGCUGCUUGCGUUUUUCAUAAGUUAUCGCCGCCUACAUCUCGUCGUUUCUUUUUGUUGUGGUUCUGACGGAGGAGCUGAGAUGUGUGGCCCUACCAUCGCUGUGGACCCGCAGAUGUGCUGAUCACACAAAUAUUUUAUUAUAUAAUAAUACCGCCAAAAUCUCCGUGCAAAAUCAAACAUUCCACAAAAGAAGACAAGGCGCAGAGAGAGAGAAAGAGAGAGAGGAAAUUCAAUAGAAACUCCCCGACAAUCGCCAGAAAUUAUAAAGAAAUCAAUUAUACCAACACAAAAUGUCUAUAAAUAGGGGGAAAGAUCCCCAGCCGGAGCCGCAAUCGAAGCACCGCUCCAGCAGCCCCGCCCUGAAGGGAAUCGCUUGGAGCACUUUGCUGGCGGUGCUCGCCGCCUGGUGUUGCCUCGAGAUGGCCGAGGCACACGUGGGCCUCACCUACCCACCAGCACGUCAAUACGAUCUGGACUUUCUGGACAAUUCGCGGACCAAGGCGCCGUGCGGCAUGCCCAAAGGCUCCAUCCGCACCUCGCUGCUGUCCGGCUCGAUGUUCAAUGUCACCUGGCACCUGGCCUAUCCACACAAGGGCGGCUUUCGGCUGCAACUGCUGGAUGCCCUUGAUCGGCCCGUUCUCGACCUGACGCCGCACGUCAACAACUCGGAGUUUGUGCGCACGGACGUCACCGCCCAGGCGUAUCCCGUGAACUUACCCAAGGACUUUGAGUGCUUCAACUGCACCCUGCGUCUGCUGCGGCAGGCCGACGAGUGGUCCAACAGCUACCGGUUCUGGUCGUGCGCCGACGUGGACAUCAAGCAGCGGAAGGACUUCAAGGAGACGUGCUCCGGUCACGGCAAGUACUUCCCCUCGCGCUGCAAGUGCGAAAAGAAUUACUACGGAGCCCAAUGCCAGUACCGGGAUGAGUGCGUCGCCGACUCCGACUGCGGCGUCCAGGGAAAGUGCAUUGACCUCGGUGGCACCUCGCUGCCCCGCCGACAGUGCUACUGCAACUUCGGCUGGUUCGGGCUGGGCUGCAACAAGCGAUCGCCCUACAAGAGCACCGACCUCGACCUCUCCUCCUACACCAAGAAGGAGCUCUCGGCCGACUACCACGUCUACUGGCGGCUGCUGGAGGAGCAGAAGGAGAUCGAGGUGGUGCUCAAGGUGAACGGCACCUCAUGGGCCGGUUUCGGCUGGCGCCCGCGCGGCCUUACCCCAGAGUGCAAGAACUUUCCGCUCAUACGGGACAUCGGGGAUCUGACCACGACUCUGGAACCGAAAAGUGAGCCGGAACCGAAGAGCGAACCGGAACCGAAGAGCGAACCGGAACCUAAGAGUGAACCAGAACCUAAGAGCGAACCGGAACCGAAGAGCGAACCGGAACCGAAGAGCGAACCGGAACCUAAGAGCGAACCAGAACCUAAGAGCGAACCGGAACCGAAGAGCGAACCGGAACCUAAGAGUGAACCAGAACCUAAGAGCGAACCGGAACCGAAGAGCGAACCAGAACCUAAGAGUGAACCGGAACCUAAGAGUGAACCAGAACCGAAGAGCGAACCGGAACCUAAGAGUGAACCGGAACCGAAGAGCGAACCGGAACCUAAGAGCGAACCGGAACCUAAGAGCGAACCGGAACCUACAAGUGAACCAGAACCUAAGAGUGAACCGGAACCUAAGAGUGAACCGGAACCGAAGAGCGAACCAGAACCUAAGAGUGAACCGGAACCUAAGAGCGAACCGGAACCUAAGAGCGAACCGGAACCUACAAGUGAACCAGAACCUAAGAGUGAACCAGAACCGAAGAGCGAACCGGAACCUAAGAGCGAACCGGAACCUACAAGUGAACCGGAACCUAAGAGCGAACCGGAACCUACAAGUGAACCAGAACCUGCAAGCACACCGGAACCGGAAGCGAAGAGUGUGGCUGAGCCACAGAGUUCAAAGACCAAAAGAGUCGCCGGAGAUUAUGCCCAGAUGGACGGAGUCAGCUCUGUCGCCACUAGCGUCUCCUACCGCGUCAGCAGCAACGCAAAGCGCAGCCGCCGCGAGGCGACAGAAGCGCCCAAGAACCGCCUGAACCCGUACACGCCGAUCCACGACUUCAAUCCCAUGGACUGCACGGACAUUGUGAUUGGCGCGGCCCGUGGAAUGGCCAGUCGAGUCGGAGACUACUACACGCGGGACCGAUCGACCCCGCGCAGCGACGAGUUCUACGGCGGAAAGUCGAACCUGGCCCUGGCCACUGGCUUCGAAGAGAACGGCGUGACGACCAUCAUAUUCCGGAAGAAGCUGGUGGCCACGGAGCCCACGGACCACACCCUGGACGACGCGCUAACCCAUGUGAUCUGGGCCAAGGGCCAGGAGCCGGGCAGCUAUGUGCACGUCCCAGCCUCUGGGCUGGAGACGCAGUCCGCCACGGUGAAGGACUUCUACCAGCCGGACGAGCUGAAGUACCACGGCCACAAGAUGCAGCGCGGCUUCACCCAGAUCAAUUUCUUUGAGAAAGAGAAGGCCGCCGCCAGUGCGGACCGGACAGAUCUGACCACGAAUGUGCUGGACAACGAUUGCUACGGCCACUGGAAGUAUCCGUCCAACUGCUCGCCCCAGGAGCACACCUGCGAGUACUACGCCGCUUGGGAAACGGUCGGGCGCGGCGACGAGAUGCGCUGGCACAUUGAGACGUCGAACACGGAGACCUGGACGGGCAUCGGCUUCAGCGAGGAUCAGCGCAUGUCGCAGACCGACGCCAUCAUCGGCUGGGUGGACAAGCGCAACGGCCGACCCUUCCUGAUGGACACGUGGGUGCUGGGCUACGCCCCGCCCAAGCUGGACGAUCGCCAGGACAUCUACAAUGCCUCGGGACGCAUUGACAAGGGCGUCACGAUCCUGGAGUUCAACCGGAAGCGCGUGAGCAAUGAUGAGCAGGACCUGUCCUUCACAGACGAACACUGCCUCUAUCUGUUCUUCCCCGUCCUGGGUGGCGCCUUCAACGUGGUCAACAAGAAGAUCCGCAAGCACGAGCAGGUGCCGCCAGUCUCCUCGCGCCGCGUGUGCAUCAAAUCCUGCGGCAAAGAACUGGAGGCUGUGUUUGUUGGCACCAGUACGCCGGCCCCCAGCCGCCUGGUCUACGCCGUGGGCGUGAAGUUGAUGAACCUGGGCGAGUCGUACGAAGCACCAAAGGCGGGCACCGUGGAGUUCAACAACCUGGCAGCCACCAUCUCGGACUCCUUCAACGGCAUCCUAAGUCCCCUUCCCGGAUACUACAAGACGGAGAUUCUGGGCUUUGAAAAGGAGGGCAGCACGAUGGUCGCCAAGGUGCAGGCCAUGUUCGACAAGGCGGAUGUGGAGAAGAUGCACGACCUGGAGAACAAUACGGUGGAGAAGAGCGGCGAAGGAGCCGCCCAGAAGAACGCCGAUGUGAUCCGCGCGGCGCUGCAGGAUCAGAUAGCCACCGGCCGCGUGGGCUCUCUGACGGUCGAUCCGCAGUAUCUUGACUUUGAGGCCUUGGAAUACAAGAGCACCACCGAACCGAACGCCAAGGAGACACUGCUCUCCUUCUUCGACCUGUCCGAGACGCGCCUGUACAUAGUGCUCGGUCUGAUAGCGGCCCUGGUGCUCAUCGCUUUGAUCCAGGCCUUCUGCACCAUUUGGAAGACGUCACGCAAGAGCAAGAACACCAAGGAGAAACUCAUCCAGAACUCGCCCUGGAAGGAGUUCGCCUCGAACACCAACUACGCCUUCGAUCCCUACGGCGAGACGGAGGAGAAGCACAUGACGAGUGCCAGCACGGCGGGCAAGGAGAAGGCGCGCCACCGAAAUCAGUCCACCAGCAGCAGCCAGCAGACCACACUGCCCAUGUCCCACUCGCCCACCAGCAAGUCCCAGAUGUACUACGAGAGCACCAAUGGCCAGGGCAAGGGCAGCAAUGGAAAUAGCAAUGGGAACGGCAAUGGCAACGGCAACGGCAGCCGCUCCUCCAAUGGCCGCCAAGAGAGCAGCGCUGGAGGCGCACCCGCGGCCUAUUCACGCAGCUCGUACGCAGAGCGGGCCUACUCCCUGCCCCGACAGACGCACCACUACCAACAGAACGCGACCAGCAUGCAGCCGUCGGGCUACUACACCCACGAUCGUCGCACCGCCCGCCAGGGCAGCCGGGACAGGGAGAGGGAAGAGGAGCGGCGUCACCGUCAGGAGCGGGAUCGGGACGCGGGCUACGAUCGGUCGCGCGACGACCCCCGUCAGAACGGUGGCUCGGACACACCCGACUUUUACUUCAUGCCCUCCCAGCGCAAGUACUCCGGGGAAGUGGUUCGCGUUUAUGUGGAUUACAACAAGGAUCCGAAGCACUAAUCGUGCCCUCCCCAGAGGUGGCCCACUCGUAGCGAUUUAUUUAAAACUCGUUUUAAGUUCUUAACCUCUAACAUCUCUUCGCCUGUGUCCUUCCCUUCCCCUUCCAUAAUGGUCUGUCUCUGUCCCUUCUUUGUCCACUCUCCCUCUCGUGCUCUAUCUCGUUUCGAUUUUGCCAUAAAGCAGUUCCACUGCAAGCGCUUGGGGACAGGGGACCGAUAAAGAUGGCCGAUACGCUCCCCAGGACGGGACGGCGUUAGCUCCAGGUGCGCAAGCUUUACAAUUAACGCACAACGCAUGAUCCACAAUUAGUGAAUUGUAAAUAUAUUGCAUAGAUAUUAAUGGUCUAAACAAACUCCACACCACACAAAUUAUUCAAGCAAAUCCAGCAUUGUACUGUAAUUAGGUACUCGUACAUGCACGUUCAUUGAGAAUGUUUCCGCAUUGUCUUCUCUUAAAUGUGCAAAGAAAAAUAGUCACUGUAUUUAAUCAAAUUAAAUAUAUGCAUUAAGUAAAGUACAUUUAAAUAAAGUUAAGUACAAAAAAUAC